GGAGACCUCCGGGGCACAGCUGGGCGGGUACCCCCACGAGGCCCAGUCCCCUCCGGAGCGAGAGCUCCUGGCCCUUUCCGCUCCCCUCUCCCGGGUUCCCUGCCUCUGGAACCGAGUCCCCCCUGCAGUCAGUUGCCUCCGCGAGCCCGUUCCCCGUCCGGGUGGCCUCCGCCUUGGCGUGGGGAACGGCUUGGGCACAGGCUCGUAUGGCGGCUGCUGUAGGAAUGAGACCUUGGAUUGUUACCUUCCAAAGCAGCGUGAUAGAUACUAGAAGCUUUUCGAUUGAUGGGCGCUGUCUUGUGUUUGAGCACAUAUCUCGUGGCACUCAGUGGAUUGCAGCAAGACAGAGUCACCACAAACAUGCGCCUGACUUCCAUGAUAAAUAUGGCAACAUUAUACUACUUGGUGGAGCCCUAUUUUGUGUCUCCAUUUGGGGAUAUGUGGCAACACAAACUGGAAUUGAAUGGAAUUUAUCACCUGUUGGCAGAGUUACCCCAAAAGAAUGGAGAGAGAAAUAGCCUUUGUUUAUUCGGGACUGAAAUGUGCAGUAAUCCUGAACUGGUCUGAAUUUUCAUUUAUGCCGUACAUGUAGUGGCAUCUGUUCACUGAUUAUUGCCAUCUGUGAUGUGGCAUUACUGGUGUAAUAAAUAUAUUUAAAAAUUC
Molecule: messenger RNA, 663 nt
Organism: Mauremys reevesii (Reeves's turtle)
Lineage: Eukaryota; Metazoa; Chordata; Testudines; Geoemydidae
Product: cytochrome c oxidase subunit 7B, mitochondrial
Exons: 3
Coding region: 207-518 (103 amino acids)
Biological process (GO): mitochondrial electron transport, cytochrome c to oxygen
Source: RefSeq, a predicted model, not a curated record